AUGAAAGCUGUUGCCAGGGAACCAGAUGCCAUGAACAGGCCACUUCAGCAGCAUAAGAAUACAAGCCGGACUUCAUUUCACUGUGCUGCCAUAGCAACCAGGAAACAACCUCCUCGCACAAUGAAAAGGAUGGUUGCUGUGGCCCAGAUCCAUAGAUGCACACGGCCGGUAACAGAGCAACCAGAACCAGGGGACAACAAGGGCUCAGCCCGAGAGGAUUACUUGAACUGGAAGUCCCCAGAAGACUAUGUUCUGGUCAGCAAACCCCAGGACGAGGAUAAAGCCAACCAGCAUUCCUGGAGCCUCUUUCUUCCUAAGACCUUCAGCACGAGAAAGGGGGCCCUGAUCCUCUAUUCAGAAGGCCUAGCCAUAUCAGCUUGGACGCCCAAAGAGAGAAGAGGCCCCUCCUACCUCAAAGGUCACAGAAAGAGGCUGGAUCUUGAACUGCACACACUUCAAGACCUCAAAGAAGCCAUUUUGGCAUAUGGGAGGAAACAGAAGGAGCCGGACAGAGCCUGGCAACCGUACCUCUACUUCCGAAGCCAGCCAGAGAGCCAGGCCCAACGGCAGAUCCAUCCUGGGUAUUCAGCCAAGAGAUACCUCCGAGGCCUCUUGCGGAUGUGGUCCCCUGACAGCAUAUACAGGCUCCAGUGUGCAGGACACAUCAAGGAUUCUGUACUGCUCCAAGACAGCCAACCUAAUGCGCCAAAGAGCCUCAGGCCACAUCAGGAUCUUUCAGGUGUGCCCCGCAAAUACCAUCUCUUGCCUGUCUUCCCUCCAUUUUGGAUUCAACAAGGAACAUCUUUUGAACAAGGUACAUGGCAGUCUGGGGCUGGUGGACAUGUGGACCAGGACUCUGUAGCCCAGAACCAUAGCAGUCAGGGGACUCACCUGCCACCACUCAGAAAGCAACCCUGGAAGGAAGAUGAAAUUCGGACAGAGGACACAUCAGUAGAGAAACACCUUUGUACACACACUUCAGAGGAAAGCCACAAUGGAAAGACACAACUAACCUCCAGAAAGGCCCUCGGGCAGGCCCGCAUUGGUCAUUCAUGGCUCCUCAGUGACAAAUCCCACAUUACAUUCUAUGGAGGCACCUUCCCCAACAGAAAGGCAGAUCUCAGUGACAAACAAGGGAACAUGAAACCCUACAAGGCCAGAGGUGGCCACUUGUCACAGGAGCCUCCUGCUGAAAGAUGCCUUUUCCCUCCUAUAGCAACUGCCACUGGCUUAGAGCAAAACACCCUUGGGAAAGCAAAGAAAAAAAAGGCACCAAAGACUUUGAAAUUACCUCCUGUCUCAGAAGAACCACCUAGAGUUCUUGAUCCCUUGAGAUGCCAGUUUAAAGCCAGUGAACCCCCAACAGAGCUCUUCAUCAUCCCAAUGGAGAUUCACUUCCCCACCCAACAUCCUCCAAAAGAAAAAGCCUGCAGAAGAGGUGUUCCACGCCCUGAAUCAGAACCAGAAAAAGAAGAGGCCACACCUUUAUGGAGGCCUCCCCUGAAGCAUGCAUCAUUUGGAAGGCCACGGGGGAUAACAGUGCAUCUUCCAGUGGACAUGGGCAGUGACACACCCUCACCUCAAGAUGACAAAGCCCUGAGCCAGAGUGUGACCCCACCGCAUCCUCUACCCCCCAUUAAAGGAAGGAAGUGUCCAGAGAGCCAGGGGAGCCUGGACAGCCUCAAGACAUCAGGUUGCAACAGCCCCACAGGUUCCCCAAACGUGAGAGCACUGUCAGCAGAACAAGACUCCAGAGAUCCCACACUGGGACACUUCUUGCUGGAUCCAGAUGGAGAAAACUCCUGCUUGACCCUCCCCGGACCCACAAGAACUGAGGUGCUUCCAUCGGGGGAAGCAAACACUGAAUCCAGAACCAAUCUUCACAUGAAUCUUUAUGAAACCUCACCUUUGACCCAAGCAACAGAGAAGCAGGAAAGUGGACAUGUACUGGACCUUCAUGAAGAACCAGGUGGACCCCUCAAAGAAAACGAUGAAGACAGCCAAGGAAUUACAAUGGUCCCUGUCUUCCAACCGGAGCAACUCAAGCCACCACCACCAGCCAGGAUCUGCAACUUCACCACAGGCAAAGCAGCCAGCAGGGGUGAUGAGGCUGCCUCAGACCGGCAAGGGAAGGAAGACUCAGAGGCAGAGAGUGUGACCUUUGACCCCCUCAGUGCUCCCCUGACUGAGCACACCCAGACCCCUGAGGCAGACACCAGGAAAAACAAGGCCAGAGAUUAUGGUGGACACCACCUGCACAGAGAACAGCCAGGACAUGGGCCUGAGUUGCCAGAGUUGAGUGCUGUGGAUAUAUCUCUUCUUCCAAAAGAAAGAGAAGGGAAGACCAAGGGAGGACCAAGCUUGCUCAACCAGCAGAUACCAGCUAGCCUCUAUUAUGACAGGGAGUUGAUGGAAAAGAUCAAGAGAAAGAAAAGAACCAAGACAAACAAGAGCAAAGCACCCAAUACAGAGAGAGAAGGAAAGGUCCCAGAGGCAGCAAAGGCUGUUGUAGGAAAGUCAAAAGUCUCAAAGAUGGAAAAGAAAUCAGAGCUAAUUCCCAAAGACAAAAAUCCAGGAGCUAAAAAGAAAAGGACACAGAAGGGAAGGAACGUGGAGAUGGCAACAGAGCUGAGUCAAACUGAUAUCACUAACUCCAAGGAAACAAGGGGCACCUCCAAUAGAGGCUUCCUCCGGUCACACUCUAUGGUAGAGGACCCUUGGCUUUCUCCUCCAUACGAUGCUGAGAGCCAGGUUUCUAUCGAUGGAAGAUCAUCACCCCCUCAGACUGUAGCUGUCACUAGCAAUGUGGACUCUGGAGAAGAGAGAAGCCCUGAAGACCCAGCCAAGGCCUUCCUUGCUAAGAGGGAGCUGGAGAAGCCCUCCCGGGAAAGGCUGCGAGCAGAGAGGGCCGAGAUGAGGCGGUUGCAGGUGGAGAGGAAGAGAAGGGAGCAGGAAGAGCUGAACAGGCUCCAGCAGGAGCAGCUGGAGAGAGCAGAGAAGAUGAAGGAGGAGCUGGAGCUGGAACAGCAGAAACGCAUGGAGGAGAUCUGCCUGAGGAAGCAGAGACUGGAAGAAGAACAGUGGCUGCAGGAGGAGGCAGAGAGGAAGCAUCGGCUCCAGGUGCAAGCGGCCCAGGAAAGGGCCCGGCAGCAGCAAGAGGAGCUCCGGAGGAAGCUGCAAGAAAUACAGAGAAAAAAGCAGCAGGAGGAAGCUGAGAGGGCUGAGGCAGAGAAGCAAAGGCAAAAGGAACUGGAAAUGCUGUUAGUGGAAGAACAAAAAUGUGUGAUGGAAAUGGCUGAAGAGGAACGACUGGAGUACCAGCGGCAGAAACUGGAGGCAGAGGAGAAGGCUCAGCUGGAGGCUGAGGAGAGGAGGCAAAGGGAAGAGGAAGCAGCAAGGUUGGCUCUGCAGGAAGCCAGAAAACAAGCCCAGGAAGAAGCCAGGCAAAAAGCUGCUUUGGAGAAACACCUUCAUCUCCAUAGAGAACUCCAUAAGGAAGCCAGUGGCCUGCAGUGGACACAGAACAUUUCUAGACCAUGGGUUUACUCUUACUUCCAGUACCUACAAAUACCCAGACCAUAAAGCUAGAAGAAAACUAAAAAGUAAGUUGAGAGGUGGUGACAGGAAAAAAGAGAAAACUUCCUUAUAAAGUUCCAUCCUGGGCCCAAUUAGUUCCUUUAUGUCUGGUUCACCUCAUCCCACACCUAACAUUUUCUUCACUCUGGAACCUUCAUUCUUACCACCCCUCCAUACCACACACACUCUAUUCAGCCCAUUAAACUCUUCACCUACUUAAAUUUUCAUGUUCUCUAGAACCAAUAAAUUCAGGAAUUUUGGUGCCUGUUCCUGAUUCCCUAAUUUCAGUUUGGAACACUAACAGGAUACUCAGAAUAUUUCAUUUUACACUGUCAGUGUGUUUAAGAGUUGCAGGUAAAUGGAAAUUAUGUAAGACUUAGCUAAGAGGAG
Molecule: messenger RNA, 3966 nt
Organism: Castor canadensis (American beaver)
Lineage: Eukaryota; Metazoa; Chordata; Mammalia; Rodentia; Castoridae
Source: RefSeq, a predicted model, not a curated record